Messenger RNA from Xylaria bambusicola, 1740 nucleotides. RefSeq lists its product as uncharacterized. Bases 110 to 1600 code for a protein of 496 amino acids. The record is from RefSeq and is a predicted model, not a curated record. NCBI's taxonomy places the organism in Eukaryota, Fungi, Ascomycota, Sordariomycetes, Xylariales, Xylariaceae. The transcript has a single exon.
UAGGCGCCAAUAUCCGACUGGCCCUUCGUCUUCCGACCAUAUUAGCGAAGAGUUGGUUGAUGGAAGACGAUUGACCUCAUGCGGUCCGUCUCCGCCCUAGGCAUCAGCCAUGAUCGACGAAAACUAUGCUUCGGCCUCGACGACAACCGUCAAUGCUACCGGACUGACCAGUCCCGCACCUGAUGAACCCCUCUCCACGAGCAAUGAGCCGCCCCCGGCUUUUGCCUUCCGACGCGCAGCUACCCUUGGCCCGCCCUCACAGCUGCGUCGGCGCUUGAACGGUAUUCACCCACCGUCCUCCGCCGAUAAUCAGAAUGCCUUUACCGGCCUUCGCAGACGCAGCUCAACCUACUCCGAUUACCUCGAGUCGAGUGCAGACGAUUUAUUGAACCCCAGCAAAUCGAACACCGAGGAACAACCCAAAUCGCUUUUCGUCUAUAUACCGCUUACGCUUGCCUUAUUGCCUGCUAUAGCUGGCCUAUUUUUUGAAAACGGCUCUGCCUUUUUCACAGACUUGAUCCUUCUUACCUUGGCCGCUGUCUUUCUGCACUGGUCGGUGACACAGCCAUGGGACUGGUACCACUCGGCCCAGCAGAUCCGCAUUAUACAGGAUGAGGCCUUGUCCGAGGAAGUCUUCGAAUCUGACAGUGAUUUCGAGUCGGCCCCUACCUCGGCCUCUGUUGUACUUGAGGACGUCCCUGAGGAGAAGGGGAAAGGGAAGGAUGAGGAGGAGCCCGAAUUGAAGAUCAAGAAUCUCCCCACUGGUAAACAUCCCAGUUGGGAUGCGCGGCAAAGAGCUGCCGUCAAGGAGCUUUACAUCCAUGAAAUAAUUGCUCUAGCGUGGUGUUUUAUAUUCCCGAUGCUGAGUGCCUAUCUACUGCAUAUGAUUAGAGGUCAAUUGUCACGGCCAUCCGAAGGUUUGGUGUCUGAUUACAAUCUCACCAUUUUCAUCAUGGCCGCCGAGGUGCGCCCUGUAUCUCACUUGAUCCGAAUGUUGCAAAUGCGCACGUUACAUGUACAGGCCAUCGUCGCGCAAAACCCACACAUCCAGAAAACUAUCACCAGUGAGGAAAUACAGGCCUUGUCUAGCCGACUGGAUGAGCUUGAGGCACGCAGCGCUUCUAAAGAAAGCGCUACAAGUAAUGGUCUUCAGCCUGAAGCAUCCCAGAAGCUUGUUGAAUCUACAGUAGGACGAGAAUUCCGUAAAAGUGUGCAACCAGAGCUCGAGGCACUGAACCGAGCCAUGCGCCGAUACGAAAAGAAGCUCACUGUCUUAGCUAAUCAAACCGACAACAAGAUUGAGUACGUCGAGUAUCGACUCAACGAUGCCCUGGCACUCGCUGCGGUUGCUGCAAAGAAUAGUAAUUCGCGACGUACGCUAGUAGGCUGGUUCUUAGGAAGGAUAACGGUCCUAAUUUUGCUCCCGUUACAAGCUAUGGCUGCUGUUAUAUUAUUCCCGUUUCGAACAGUGUCGACUCUAGUUCGCCGGAAUGGCCAACAUGUGCCCGAAAGGGCACACCGCCCUCUGCGAAAUGGCAAGAAUCCUGCCCAAGGCAGGUCCGGUCCAGAUCGCGUGUCCGUGAGAGUAUCACGCAAAUGAGAAUACUAUUGCGUGUAUCAUGUCUAUCAUAAGACCUAGAAAUGGCUUAGGUGGACAAGAGAUACCCUGAUUUACUUCUGGCUCUAUGGUUCUCGUUUUCGUUUACUCUUUCUUUCUUUCUUUUUAUUUGGCGAUAAUAC